AAGGAUUUGUCUGUAUCUUUCUGGAAUUCCUAUUGGAUGCUGCCCUCUGAUGUUUGUGGAAUGAACUGCUUUUGGGAAGCUGCUUUUAGAUACGAUUAUAUGAAAACACAUCCUUCUGAGAAAAUGCAUCUAGCAGUGGUUGCCUGUGGUGAAAGACUGGAGGAGACUGUUACUAUGUUGAGAUCAGCCAUUAUUUUCAGCAUCAAACCCCUUCAGUUUCAUAUUUUUGCUGAGGACCAAUUGCAUGAGAGUUUCAAAGACAUACUUGAUGACUUCCCCUAUGAAGGAAAAGUUAAUUACACAUUAUAUCCAAUAACAUUUCCAACUGAAAGUGCAGCAGAAUGGAAGAAAUUGUUUAAACCAUGUGCUUCACAAAGGCUGUUCUUGCCAUUAAUCCUCAAAAAUGUGGAUUCACUACUAUAUGUUGAUACUGACAUUCUGUUUUUGAGACCUGUUGAUGAUAUUUGGUCCUUUCUGGGAAAGUUCAACUCCACACAAAUUGCUGCAAUGGCACCGGAACACGAAGAGCCUCGUAUCGGGUGGUAUAAUCGCUUUGCUAGACAUCCCUAUUAUGGAGUAACUGGAAUAAAUUCUGGAGUCAUGUUAAUGAAUAUGACACGUAUCAGAAGAAAGUAUUUCAAGAAUGAUAUGACACCAGUCCGGCUACAGUGGGGAGAAAUUCUUAUGCCAUUGCUGAAGAAGUACAAGUUGAACAUAACAUGGGGUGAUCAGGAUCUAUUGAACAUUAUGUUUUUUCACAAUCCAGAAAGUCUUUAUGUCUUUCCUUGCCAAUGGAAUUAUCGGCCUGACCACUGCAUCUAUGGAAGCAAUUGUAAGGAAGCUGAAGAAGAAGGUAUAUUUAUUCUUCAUGGAAACAGAGGUGUUUACCAUGAUGAUAAACAACCGACUUUUAGGGCUGUCUAUGAAGCAAUAAAAAAUUAUUCAUUUGGAGAUGAUCUGGUUCAUUCCCUGUUGCAGCCCCUAGAACUGGAAUUGAGGAAAACCAUGCAUACAUACUGUGGAAAAGUAUACAAAGUGUUCAUAAAGCAGCUAACAAAAAGCAUAAGAGACUUGUAUGCCAGAAGAUCAAAGGGAAGGUGAUUUUUCUCCAAGCUGUUAAAUCAAGAGACUGAAUCAACAUAUUGGUCAAAAGAUGCAAAAAUUCUAAUAUGGAGCUAAUCAGCUCUUACUGUGCCCAGAUAAAAGUUUACUAGUAUACAUAAAAAUGAAGAAAAUAUUCAUGUAAUGAAGAACAGGAACUUUUUUCUGCAAAGGUGACCUUUUGCUCUUUUGAAGUUUAAUCACUGCUAAUGCUUCUCUUGGAUCCGAUGAUUUGGGUGUUACUGGCUUCUAUGGUCAGUAGUUUUAGUCUGCAUAAUUCAGUUAUCUAAUGAUCAAAUGAACAAGGAAGAAAUGAAGAUGGCUCUAUUUGGGAGCGUACCUCAUAUAUUGUCUA
Nipponia nippon (crested ibis) is the source of this 1456-nucleotide messenger RNA. NCBI's taxonomy places the organism in Eukaryota, Metazoa, Chordata, Aves, Pelecaniformes, Threskiornithidae. The record is from RefSeq and is a predicted model, not a curated record.